Molecule: messenger RNA, 436 nt
Organism: Microplitis mediator
Lineage: Eukaryota; Metazoa; Arthropoda; Insecta; Hymenoptera; Braconidae
Exons: 3
Coding region: 1-342 (113 amino acids)
Source: RefSeq, a predicted model, not a curated record
AUGAAAAGUAAUCUAGUAAAAUCUGGGCUCAUUUACUUAAUUAUUGGGCUGCUUUUUCUGAGCGUCUCAAUGGAAAUGAUAAAAUUUAAACCUUGUAUUCAAACUGGUGAAUAUUGUUUAGACAAUGCUGAUUGUUGUUCUAAAUCAUGUUUACAUGGUAGAUAUAGAGGUAUAAGUUAUUGUAUUUCGUUAAAAAGAAAGAAGAAUAUUCCAUCGAGUCCUGCAGUAAAAAACUACACAGCUCCUUGCCUACAGAAUCAUAGAACGUGUUCGCUUCGCAGCGAAUGUUGUUCGAAAACUUGUUUUAAGAUCCCAGGAAAAUCAAAAGGAAUCUGUGUUUGAUAAUUCCCAUAAAAAUUCAGCAAUGAUUUUUCUUUUGUAAAUAAUAUUCUUUUAAAGAUCAUCCGCAACUUUCAAGAAGUCAGAAACUGGACCA